UCCCAGCCCCAGGUUGUUCCUUUCCACACCUGGCACUGUCGGGUCACUGGGAUCCAUCUGCUCCUGGGGUCACCUCUGACACCCCCCCCUCUGUGCUGCCUCCAUCCCCACUUUUCCCAGCCCGGCCAUCCCCAGCAGCUCCACGACAUCUGCCUUCAGGGAUUCAGUGGGAUCAGCAGACACCCAAAACCUGGCACGGGGAGAUGCCCCCAGCCCCGCCAGGGCACAUCCCACCCCGCUGGACCACUGUGCCCCUGCUCGGGGCUGGCAGGAGAACUGGGUCAGCCGUGUAACCAUGGAGAUGCUGAGGGAGAUGCUGAAGCGGCGCCAGCACAGCCCCGGCUCUCCAGAACCCUGGAAAGAUUCCCCAGCCCUGGCACCGUCCGUGUCCGGCCGGGAUGGGGCUGGGAAGCUGAGCUGAGCCUCCUCGGGGCGCAGGGCGCUGAUCCCACGGAGCGGGGCCGGGGCCGGCGGGCGCGCAGCGGCUGACCAUGUUCAACGGGGAUGCCAGCUCCAUCACCGGCUCCAUCACCGGCUCCAUCACCGGCUCCAUCUCCGGCUCCAUCUCCAGCCCCAUCUCCGGCUCCAUCGCCGGCUCCUCGGCGGCCAGGAAUGUGGUGCGCAGCUCCAGCAUCAGCGGGGAGAUGUACAGCCUGGAGAAGAGCGCGCGGGGCAGCGCCGACUCCGUCUCCGUCACCGCCAGCAAGAAGAGACGCUCCAGCCUGGGCGCCAAGAUGGUGGCGAUCGUGGGGCUGUCCCAGUGGAGCAAGAGCACCCUGCAGCUCAACCAGACUGAGGGGGGCCCCAAAAAGCUGCGCAGCACCAUCCGGAGGAGCACCGAGACCGGCAUCGCCGUGGAGAUGAGGACCAGGGUGACCCGGCAGGGCAGCCGGGAAUCCACCGACGGCAGCACCAACAGCAACAGCUCCGACGGCACGUUCAUCUUCCCCACGACCCGGUUUGGCGCCGAGAGCCAGUUCAGCGACUUCCUGGACGGGCUGGGGCCGGGGCAGCUGGUGGGGCGGCAGACGCUGGCAACCCCCCCGAUGGGAGAUGUCCACGUGGGCAUGACCGACCGGAAUGGGCAGCUGGAGGUGGAUGUGAUCCAGGCACGGGGACUUAUCCCAAAGAUGGGCUCCAAGUGCAUCCCUGCCACCUACGUGAAGGUUUACCUGCUGGAGAACGGCGUCUGCCUGGCCAAGAAGAAGACCAAGGUGGUGAAGAAAAGCUGUGACCCGUCGUACCAGCAGCCUCUGCUCUUCGAGGAGAGUCCCCAGGGCAAAGUCCUGCAGGUGAUCGUCUGGGGCGAUUACGGGCGCAUGGACCACAAGUGCUUCAUGGGGAUGGCCCAGAUCAUCCUGGAGGAGCUGGAUCUCUCCAGCACCGUCGCGGGCUGGUACAAACUCUUCCCCACGUCCUCGCUGGCCGACUCCAGCAUCGGACCUCUGACCCGCCGCCUCUCCCAGUCCUCCCUGGAGAGCUCCACCAGCCCCUCCUGCCCGUAGGGGGGCAGGUCAGUGGGAGAGGGGAGGGGGAAGGAGACGCCCUGACCUACCCAAACUGGGCGUGGAGAGCUGUAAAUAUCCUUCCUUUUUUUUUUUUUUUUUUUUUUUGGGGUUCCUUUUUUUUUUUUUUUUUUAAUUUUUAUUUCGAAAAUUCUCCUUCCCCAACCAAAAAAACCUGCCCCUGGACACGCCCCCCUCCCCACGCUCGUGUCCCGGGCACGUGGAGGGGAUGUGGGAGAGGGAGGGAGAGGGCCGUGUGUGAGGCAGGGGGGGAAGGAGGAGCAGAACAAACCCCCCCCGAGGGCUGCACCUGCCGAUGAUGAUCCCAGAACUGUUCCCACGCCUCGUCCCAGCACCUGGAAGGCCUCGAGGAGCCCAGUUCUCUCCUGCCCCCCCGGUGAGAGCAGCUCAAUCUGGUUCAGCAGCCUGACGACGAGGUUCCUUUCCUUCCAUUUCCCUUUCCUUGCCUCCGAGGGAAAAAAAGGGAGCUUUCCAAGGGGAAAGAAAAAAACAAACCAACAAAAAAAAAAACACUCAGAAAAAAAAAAAAAAUCCAACUCAGCACUACUUUUGUUUUCCAAGGAAUGUAGCAUCUUCUCUUAUGUAGCUUUGCCACGUGCUAACAACACACUCACUGCAAUAUCCAAGAGACUCCGGAUGGGCCGGGAACAUCUGCCAGUCACGUCCCGUUGGUUCAUUUUUCCGAGCACUUUUGGGGGCCAUUUUUUUCCUUCCUUUUUUUUUUUUUUUUCCCCCAUUUUUUUUGUUUUGUUUUCCCGGUAGCAUGUAGCCUGUGAGCAGUGCCAUUGCCAAAGCAAGAGAGGGCAGGGAAAGGGGCACUCCCCUCACCUCAGCUGGUCCUUCUGCUCGUGCCCCAACCGCUGACCGGGGGCUCGUCCGGCCACGACGAGACCCAAAGGAUGAACUCUGGGAUGCCUCACGUGGGAAUUCCAGCCGGGAGAAGGCGGCCCAACGGAGCAGGAAUACCAGGAUCAUCUGGUUGAUCAUCUGCCUCCUGGCCCCUUCCUCCUGUGAGGGCCAGCUGGAGGGCUGGGAUGCCCUCCCUGGAGCUGGGAUGUCCUUCUUAAGGUCUGGAUGCCUCCUCGGGGUCCAGGAUGCUCUCCUUGAGGACUUGGGAUGCCCUCCUUGAGGUCCAGGAGUGCCCACCUUGAAGCUGGGUUACCCUCCUCGAGGUCUGGAAUGCUCUCCUUGAGGUCCAGGAGUGCCCACCUUGAAGUUGGGAUGCCCUCCUCGAGGUCUGGAAUGCUCUCCUCGAGGUCCAGGAGUGCCCACCUUGAAGUUGGGAUGCCCUCCUUGAGGUCUGGAAUGCCCUCUUCGAGGUCCAGGAGUGCCCACCUUGAAGCUGGGAUGCCCUCCUCGAGGUUUGGGAAUGCCCACCUGCAUGUUGGGAUGCUUUCCUUGAGGGUCUGGGGUGCCCUUCUUGAGGUCUGGGAUGUUCUCCUCAGGGGUUGGGAUGCCCUCCCUGAGGUUUGGGAUGUUCUCCUCAGGGGUUGGGAUGCUCUCCCCGAGCUCUGGGAUGUCCUCCUCGGGGUCAGGACGCCCUUCUUGAGAGCUGGAAUGCCCUCCUUGAGGUCUGGGAUGCCCUCCUUGAGGUCUGGGAUGCUCUCCCCGAGGUCUGGGAUGCUCUCCUGGAUACUUGAAUUCCAAGCAGGAGCAGAGGGUUUGCCCAGCCCUGUUCUCCAGACUCUGGACUCGCUGAUUUGCUACAGGGGAACAUCUCAACAAGCACCUUGUGCUGCUCUGGAAUUCGGGUGCCGGAGAGAGGGGACGGCCAAGGGACUCUCUGGGUCGAGUUUCUCGUCAGGAUUGAGUGUUUUGGGGGUUUUUGUUUGUAUUGUUUUGUUUGUUUUUAAAAGCAGCAUUUUUGGUUCCCUCCGAGGGACCCAGUUCUUGUAGCAAACCCGAGAAUUAACGGAAGCUUUUUUUGAAGGUGCCUAAAUGAAAUUUGCUGAAAAAUACUCAGGGGAGACACCACUAGAAACUCUGGUUUCUUCGUAAAAUGAACCUAAUCCAAUGACUGUCCUGAAGGAUCAGUUCCCAAAAAGAGAGGAAAAAAAAAAACCAACCAAACCCAACACACCAAAAGAUGAGCAGUUUGGAGACUGGAAGAGGACAAGAGGUUAAUGGGGAAUUUUUGCCAACCAGCUGGCUCUGACCUUCAGUGUUCACCACAAACCAACCCACAGCACAGCUGGGAUUUUUAUACAAUUAUUUCUUGGCAAAACACAGAAUUCCACAAUGCACAGAGCACAACAAACCAACCGAGGUUCUCCUGGUGACACCGGGAACGACGAACCAGCUCAGCCACCACGGAACAAAACCAAACCUGAAGGAAAAAGGACUGUUGGGAUGAAGCUGUUCCCUCCACAAACCCCAACCUGGGGGUCCCCAAACCCUCAAACCUGGGGGCCCACAAACCCCAAACUUUGGGGUCCCCAAAUCCAAACCUUGGAGUUCAAAACCCCAAACCUGAGGGUUCACAAACUCCAAUCUUGGAGUCCCCAAACCUAAACCUGGUGGUCCACAAACCCAAACCUGAGGGUUCACAAACCCAAACCUUGGGGUCCCCAAACCCACGUCUGGGGCUCAGCAGGACUCCACUGUGCAGUGGCUGCUUUGCCAAACAGCACCAAAUUUAAGUGACAUCAUGACAAGGACUUUCAGCUGCUGUCUCGACUUUGCCAACCCAAAAUCCUCUGAGGAAAGAGGAGGCCCAGAUGCUGCUGACCUGGGAUGGGGAAAGGUUCAUCCUUUCACUUGGUGAAGGGUGAAAUCCUCUGCUGGAGCAGCUCGCUCCGAUUCCUGGGCUCCUGCUGGAUGGCAACGGAAGGAACGUGGGAUGCACUGAACCUCCAGUGGUUUGGGGAAGCAAACUCGGUGCCCUGACUCCUGAAACAGGAACUAACAGUGGUUGGAACGUGAUGUUCCCUGCAGAGCACGGAGCAGCUCCCGGACGAGGCCGAGCUUCCUCUGCCCGGCGCUGGAUUCCUGACUGCACAUCAGGGAAAGCAUCCUGAGAGGAAAAGCUUUCCUCUCCUCCGAGCUGACACUAUUUACUUUUGGCUUUACCAGCCCUGUUUCCAUGGGAAAAUGCCAAACCUGCCCGUGGUGGGAGCACGGAACGUCCGCGGGGCGUGGGCAGAGCAGGGAGCUCUGCAGGGACGUUGUGCUCGCUGCUGUGGGCACACAGCAUCCCACCCCCUCCCUUCCCAGCUCUGCAUUCCUCCAGCAGAGCUUCCUUUCCCCUGCUCCUCUCCCUGCCAGGAACAUCACACGCCUGUGCUCUGACAGAGAACAGAGGCGGGUGAGGAGCAGCAGAACAUCCCGACCACGCGCCCGGGGUCCGGCAACGACCUUGCUGCUCCUGCCCCAGUUACCAAAACCCCGCUGGAAAAACCCAGAGGGAAGAACCAGCACCUGGAAGGCACAGCCUGGGCGCUCCAGGGAACAAGGAAAACCCGAAGAUUUUUGCUUCUUUCUGGUCCCUGCCACGCUGAGGAUGCACUGGGGGGGGAAUGAAUAAACUGCUCCCCAGUUCCCCCUCGGUGCUGGGUUCGUGUUUGCUGCCUCACGGGGCUGAUCCCUCCUGCUCCUGGACACUGGCAAGGUGGAGCCACCUUGCAGUGACUUCAAAUGACCAAAAUCCAACAAGACCUUCCCUUCUUCCCUUCCAGUCCCCCCCUCUCAGGAGGUGCCACUCACUUCCCUGGGGGAGCACCUGGGUCAGGACCCACCUUGCACAGGUGUGGGAAAACUAAACUGGGGGAACUGUGCCACAGUCACACUGAAACAUCAGCUCCUUCUCCUUUCUCAGCCCCUCAGCCCCCGUGUCAGAUGUUUUCCCUCCUCCAGCAACAAGAACAACGGAGCCAAGACACCCCAUUGCUUUCUACAGACACCCCAGAAAUCCAAAACUCAGCCACUGAGAAAAUUCACUCCAUCCCAGGACAAACCAGAAGCUUCUGCACUCCAGGGUUUUUCCCUUUCCUGGGGGAAUGUUUUAUUGCCAAGGGCAUUUUUUUCCACGUGCAAUAUGACUUGCAAAAGGUGGCUGCCUCGGUGUUAUGGGUCAGAUCAUCUCCUCUACCUCCCAUCACGGAAGGAAAGUCAAACCACUUGAUUUGGCAGAUAUUUUUUUUCCCCCAGAAAGAAUAAUUAAUACGAGAUGACAUCAGCUUUGCAGGCUGUUUUACACCCAGCCCCCAGCAGUGAGGAGCAGCACCCACCUGACACAGACCUCUCCGAACGGCGCUGGAAUCAAACCCCCAGCUGGAGUCACAAGGCUGGAUUUUACCAAAAUAGCCUUGAAAUGGUACUUAAACAUCCCCUAAAUGCUAAUAGAAGUCACAGCCACGCAGCAAAGCACAGAAAGCACUCGGUGAUUCCAGGCCUGAGUUAUCCCUGUGUUUUCUCCCGGCCUGGAAUGGGCUGAAUUUGCCAAAGUGGAGUGAAAAUUUUCAAGGGCAGCAGGAGCUGGGCCCAGAAAUCAGCUCCUGUGUCAUCAUGGCAUGUUGAAAGCAGGGGGAGAGGAUGCUUCAAUGCAGUUCUCCAGAAAUCCAGUGAGAUACCAAGACAAUUCCCAGGAAUCAGGGAACUGAACCUGCUGCCACGGAGCAGCGGAGCCGGUGGGAAGCAUUCCCCCCACAUCCAGCUUCUCCAGCUCCUGCAAGCUUUUUUCUCCGGAAGCAGUUCCAGGUGCAGCUCUUGGUUACAAAUCCAAGAGCAGGAAUUCCUCGGGAGUGGGAUCAGGAUCCCCCUUUGCUGUCAGGGAAUCUCUUCUGUGGCACCACAGCUCGGGCAAAGACGAGACCUGGGAAGAGCAGCCUGGGUGUUUGGGAGAGGAGCAGCCACAUUCCCUCCCUUGCCUGGUUUUCCUGGGCUCACAAACCCCCAGCACUGGUGAGAACAGCCAGAGGGUCCUUCCUGCUCCAAAAUCACUUCCAAAAUCAGCACCAGGGAUGUUUUUUCCAGGUGGAAAGAAUCCAUCUUCUGGUUUCUUCUGGUUGAUUCAGGGGCUUCGCUCCGGACUGAGGUGAAAUGCUUGGAUAAUCCACGUCUGUCACCUUCCCAAAGGUGUGGGAUUGGCCACUGGUUUGGAAAACAGCAGCACUGCCCAGGUCAGGGAACAGUGUUCCAGCACUGUUUGUCUCACUGGCUCAAUCCAAAGCCCAAGUGUGGUUUGCAUCACGCAUGGAAAACCAUGGGAAGAGCUCUCCCUGCUUUCCUUGGGGAUUUCGUGCCUGCAGAUGGAUCUGGAGAGUCGCCUGCAGGAACAGCAGGGUUUGCAUCCAAAGGCAUGAGGGCCCUUCCAAUGAUCCUCCAGCAAAGCUGCUUCAUCUGGAAAUCUGCCUUCUGCUCCAUGGAAUCCCAGGAUGGUUUGGUUUGGAAGGGACCUUAAAGGUCAUCUCGUUCCACCCCCUGUUCCACGGGCAGGGACACCUUCCAUAAUCCCAGGUUUCUCCAAGCCCUGUCCAACCUGGCCUUGGACACUUCCAGGGAUGGGGCAGGGUUUCUUUCUCACAGAGAAAACCCCCCAACCCCUGGCUGGUUGUUAGAGUGCAAAAGUUGUGUUUAGGAGCUAAAAAGAAGGUUGAAAAGCUGCAGGAAAAGCUUGUUAAGGGGAAAAAACCAAAAGCAUCUGCAGCAGCACGGUUGGAAUUUUGGGGUGAAGACAAUCCUGCUCACCAGAACCCACCUGGGGAUGUUUAGGGUUGAAAACAGACCCAGAAAAAUGUUCAGCAGCGGGUUUAUCCUGCUGUCUGAGGAGCUGCCACAGUGCUGGAGCCCGACCACCCAUCUCAGGCACGGAUAUCAGGAUGGGACACGGACACCAGGAUGGGACACGGACACCAGGAUGGGACAGGGACACCAGGAUGGGACAGGGACACCAGGACAGGGCACAGACACCAGGACAGGGCACAGACACCAGGACAGGGCACAGACACCAGGACGGGACACGGACACCAGGACGGGACACGGACACCAGGACGGGACACGGACACCAGGAUGGGACACAUGGACACCAGGAUGGGACAGGGACACCAGGAUGGGACACGGACACCAGGAUGGGACACAGACACCAGGAAUCCAGGAGGAACCAGCGUGGUGCCACAGCUGCCCCCCGGGCCAGGAGCUGCCGUGCCCCCCGUGCCCGCAGGAGCUCCGGCUGUUGUGAUACCUCAUCCUUUCAUUUGUCCCCCUCCUUUCCCCCCCUAUUUUUUUGCUCUUUCAGCCCCAGAGCUUGUGCACUCGCCCCCAUUCAGGUUCUGUUUUGUUGUACCUGUGCCAUGAAGAGCAGUCCCAGCCCCGGGCUGUGCAUCUCCCACCCUCUGCUCCCUUUGGCACCGUGGAAUGCUGAGCUCCAGGCGAGGGGAGCACGAGCCCAGGGGGUCCUCUGGGGGGAGGGAGGGUUUGGAGGGGCCCCCUCUGUGCCCUCCUUUCAUCUCUGCUGUUAAACAGCCCCCCCAACACCCUCCCGGGGGCUCGGUGCCACCACCCUGCUCCCGAAUCCCUCCCAGAGCUCCUGCCUGAGGCAGGGAUGGAGAGGGGGCCUGGGGAGCAGGCAGGGAUGGAGGGAGGGAGGGCUGGAGCCCUGAUCCCGAUCCCCGAGAGGAGGGCUGUGUGUAAAUACCCAGAUCCCGGCGCUCCCUAAAAAACAAAAAAAAAAAAGGGAAUUUUGUCCUGCCCGUGUGAAGCAAUUCCUGCCGUGUGGAAGGAGCAGCUCCCCCUCCCCGUCCCCACUGGCCAGGGAGGGCCCCCUGGCAGCGGGUGCCUCGUGAAUGUUUAGAGCACUUUGAAGUUGGUGGCCUUGUUUUUCUUAAAGGGCUUGAUUUUUUUCGUGCAGUUUAAAUGGAAUUAUCCCCUCCCCACCCCCCCGCCACCCCCUCCAUCGUGUCAUCCCACUCCCCACCUCCAAAUCCACGCUAGGAACAAGCUCCUGGAUCGUGUAAGAAACGAUCCAGGACUCAAGAAUCUGUCAUUAAUCCCCAAAGUUUAUACCUCAAAGAGAAAAAGCAGCAGCUUAGGGACAGCUCCGGGGGGAAGCAGCAGCUCCAAGCUGGAAGUUCAUCCCUGAAUUUGGUUCUUGACAGCAGCAGGGAAAUCAAACCCAAACCCACACGAGCACAGGGGGAAAAGCACCAAGGAGGUUUUAAAAGCACCCAAAGUGCAGUUUGGAAACGUUCAUCCUGUCAAAAAAAAAAAUAUUCCAAAUUUAUAUUCCCAAUUGAGGGGUUUUGUCCAUAACUAACAAAUCUUUGAACGCAGCCUAUGCCUUCAAACUGUGUCAACCCCCCUAAAAAAAGUCUGAGGGGGCAUAAGAGGGUCCCAAAUUGUUUGAGGAAGGAUUGAUGAGAUCACUGAAGGCAAUGAAAUGCACCCAGGGCUCAGCCUGUCAUUCCCAAUCCCAGCCCUUCCCGUGGCAGCUGGAGCUGGAAGGAGUUUCUGUGACAGGGGUGCAGCUCAGAGUGACACAACCACACAAGGACACGCAGUUCUUCACAUUUUCCAGCCUAAAAUCCCCCCCAUCCCAAAAAGAAAAAUUGCAUUAAGAAGGAUGAGCUGACCCAGGAGAGCCCCGUGGGGCUGGGAAGUGCCAGAACCCAAUUAGCCAGGAGUUAAUUGGGGCUGAAUGAAAAGGUGCCAGGUGUGUCACCACCACCCCCCAGGGAACAGGAGAGGCAGGAGAACUCCCAGGACUGACACACUCACCUUGGAUUCCUUUGGAUUUGGGGAGCCAGGAUGGAAGCAGCCAGUGAACCCCCCGCUCCUGCUCCAGGAUAAACUUGGUUUGAUGACAGAUUCCUUCUAUUUGACAACUCCCCCCCUAAAGAAUCACCCCAGAGGGGGGGACUGGAGGGUCCUUUGAGCCCCCAGUUCCACGUCUGAGACAAGGGGAUGGGCUUGUGAUGGAUCCUUGAGAGAGGGAAUGGAUUUCAAACAAGCAAAUGGCAAUUUUCUACCUGUGUUCUGUACCUGUUUUCUAUGUGUGUGGUCUUUCUUAAAUGUCAAACUCUUGUAUUUUUGUGGUUUCUAUAUGCAGCAGGACUGAUGGCUGUGAGGGUGCACGCUGUUUUUUGUAAAAUAUUCCUUAGCCAGUUUUCCCCCCAACCCCCCCCCCAAAAAAAAAAAAAAAAAGAGGGGAAAACCUGAAUUAUUCACAUUUUCAUUGGCUUGUACCUGCAUGUACAGUAUUGGGGCAGCAAGUGAAGAUGAUUAAAGCCAGCUUGAAAACUUU
Pseudopipra pipra is the source of this 9762-nucleotide messenger RNA. It is a transcript of the gene RIMS3, whose product is annotated as regulating synaptic membrane exocytosis 3. Gene Ontology annotation, biological process: regulation of synaptic vesicle exocytosis; regulation of membrane potential; positive regulation of synaptic transmission. Lineage: Eukaryota; Metazoa; Chordata; Aves; Passeriformes; Pipridae. The coding region runs from base 492 to 1505 and encodes 337 amino acids. Gene Ontology annotation, cellular component: cytoskeleton of presynaptic active zone; presynaptic membrane. The transcript has 8 exons. The record is from RefSeq and is a predicted model, not a curated record. Gene Ontology annotation, molecular function: small GTPase binding; transmembrane transporter binding.